Messenger RNA from Lottia gigantea (owl limpet), 1988 nucleotides. RefSeq lists its product as hypothetical. Lineage: Eukaryota; Metazoa; Mollusca; Gastropoda; Lottiidae. Gene Ontology annotation, molecular function: protein binding. The transcript is spliced from 11 exons. The record is from RefSeq and is a predicted model, not a curated record. Bases 127 to 1911 code for a protein of 594 amino acids.
GGGGAUAAGAUAAAAUAAAAUCAUAUAUCUCACUAUUAACACAUAUUAUUUUCAGGUCUUGCUGGGUAGUUGGAGAGAUAUCGACUUGGAAACAACUGUCCCUAAGUCGAGUUGCUCCUAACCAAGAUGGCUAAGUGGUAUCUUAUGGUAUUGUUGCUCUUACCGAUAUGCAGAGCAGAUAUCGUGCUGAAGGAAGAAGGUUACUUAAAAUUGCCAAACAGAGAUGGUGCCCAAGAGAUUGACAGUGGAACGGCAACUGAAAGUGCUUAUGAUAGCAACUCCAGAUUCUUAUAUGUUGUCGGUAAAUUUUCAAGAGUGUUACACGUCAUCGAUGUAGCUAAUGUUGCGUCACCUGCUGUACUACAAACAUUUACUUUUGAUACGGGAACUGAUGGCUAUCCACUCGACAUUCAAGUAUGUCGCAAUCAAGCAGAAAAUAGAGCUUACGUUGCCAUUGCGUUUGGUGAACAAGAUCCAUCUAAACAAGGCCAUGUUAUCUUGUACUCGCCGUAUAUAAGAGGUGAAACUGCUUUAAAGCCCAUUAAUGCUCCAGAUGAAAGAAUAACAGUGGGUAUUGAUCCAGACAACAUCAAAUUUACAUCUGAUUGUAAUAAAUUAGUUGUAUCUAAUGAAGGUGUAGCUUCUGUCAUCAGUGGAGAAUUCAUUGAUCCACCAGGAACCAUCAACAUUGUUACGAUUCCUUUAACUGGUAACCCUGGUGUCAAAACUAUAGAGUUCACAUAUAUUGAUGAUCCAGCUGAGACUGACCGUCUGUUGGCUUUAGGUGUACGCUACAUGGUACGAACCAAUCCAGUACAGCCAGGUGUCCAGAAUCCCUUUUCUAACAAUAUUGAACCUGAAUAUAUCGCCGUUUCCCCAAAUAAUGCUUACGCUUAUAUUACACUACAAGAAAACAAUGCCAUUGCUAAAGUUGAUCUGAUAGACGAUAAUCCAGCAACAAUAUUUCCUAUGGGUUGGAAAGACUUUCAGUUUUCUACUUUAGAUUUGAGCGAUAGAGAUGCAUCUCCCAAUGUACAUAUGAAAAGAAGAAGAGUUCGUGGAUUAUACCAACCAGAUAAAAUUUCCUUCUUAGAAUGGGGCAAUAAAUUAUAUUUACUCACAGCUGACGAAGGAAAACCUUUCAACUUGCCCGGAGCUUCUUUUGCUGAUAACGCUAGAGCCAGAGAUUUGGAAAAUGAGUAUAGCUUCCCCUGGGACACAAAUAACCAAUUUUUAGCUUCAGUACUUGAUGAUACCCAAUUAGGAAGAGCAAUUGUCAGUUUACAAGAUGGUAGAGUAGGUCAACAGAUAACUGAAAUAUACACAUUUGGUGGUCGAGGAUUUUCAAUCUUUGACAGCAACACAUUGACUAGAGAAUGGGAAAGUGGUGAUAUGAUAGAAAAAUUCUCCAGAUGGUUCUACCCUGAUGUGUUCAAUUCUGGUUACACUGUUCCAAACUUUACACCAAUAGACGAAAGAGAUACUCAAUCACCUUUUGGGGGACCAAGUAUAAACUCGUUGGCUAUUGGUACUUUUAAAGGAAGAACCGUCUUAUUCUUUGGUAGUGGACAAAAUGGUCAGAUAUAUACUUUCCAACUACAAGCCUCAGUCACUGAAAGAGUAGAACCAGAGUUCCAGAGUGUCCACAGAAGAGGUCAAAUUGAUGGUACAUGGACUAAUCUAUAUUCACGAGGUGUAAUGGGUGAUAUUGGUAUAAGUGAUUUGAUUGUUGUUCCGGAGGCCGAGAGCAAUGUAGCUGGUACUCCUAUUCUGAUCGCUUUAUCCGAGAGAAGUGGUAGUGUAUCUAUCUACACAUUGAUAGAUCAACAGUUCCCGUUGAAUGUGUGUUCCUCACCACCAUCUCCAUUCAAAAGCAUGAACCACCAUAAUCGAACACGCCCACUGUUUUAAAGACUUCUAAAUUGAAAAAAAAAUGUUUUUAUACAAGUAUUAUUUUCUUCAUUUCAAAUAAAAUAGAAUGAGGGUCA